CUUUUGUGGCAGAUACCGUCAAACCUCCGCGCUAUCAACAGACAUUGCUUUGACCUGUGACACGAAUUAGUCGAUGCUGGAAUGCACGUGGGACCGAUCUACCAACUUCAAGUGGGAGAAAAUCUCAUAAAUUGAUGGCAAUUUCCUCGCCAACAAUGAAUCCCUCAACAUGACCAUCAUCUCAUACGCAGCUUCCGAUCUUGCAUUCAACAUGGCAUCAUUCGAUGUGGAAAAGUCACCAGACAUCCAAGUUACAUCUGAUAUCGAUAUCUACAUUCCCAUCCGAGGACAUCAGUCAAGUGGUGACAGAGACCUAAGACGCGGAACUGUGCACGAGAUUGCUGAAAAGGGGCAUGCAGCGACCGACAGACAUGGUAACCCGUUGGUUGCCUUGGAUGCAAGUGCUGAAGCCAGGCUCAGGAACAAAGUCGAUCUUUAUGUGGUGCCUACCGUAGCAACCCUGUACCUUUUCUGUUUCAUUGACCGAGCCAACAUUGGCAAUGCGAGGCUCGCCGGGUUUGAGAAAGACCUUGGCCUGCGCGGCUACGAUUACAACAAGGUGCUGACAGUAUUCUACGUUGGUUACGUCGUGUUCGAAAUGCCCGCAAGCUUCGCAUGCAAGUUUUUCGGGCCUGGGUGGUUCAUCCCCGCAACGACUGUUGGAUUUGGUGUCUUCUCGCUCCUGACGGGGCUCUGCACUAAUAUCGGGAACGUCUCCGCUGUCCGGUUCCUCCUUGGAGUCUGUGAAGCCGGAAUGCUUCCUGGAAUCGCGUAUUAUCUAUCCAGGUGGUAUCGACGGAGCGAGCUCGUCUUUCGACUAUCGCUGUAUAUCGUCAUGACCCCGCUUGCUGGCGCCUUCGGAGGUUUACUCGCGUCAGCUAUCUUGACGCUUGAUCAUUUGGGCUCCUUGCGAACCUGGAGGAUGAUCUUUGUCAUUGAGGGAACGAUCACUUGCGGCCUAGGACUAGCAUCCUUCUUCACGUUGACUGAUCGACCCGAGACGGCUAGAUGGCUUACACCGGAAGAGAGAGACCUCGCCAUAGCGCGAGUGAAGUCCGAGAGAACAGCAAGUACUGAAGUACUUGACGGAUUCAACAAGAACAAACUGCUUAAAGGCAUCUUCAACCCUGUGACGUUGACGACUGCCGUCAUCUUCGGCCUUGGGAACAUCACAGCACAGGGUCUCGCCUUCUUUGCGCCGACAAUUGUCAAAAGCAUUUAUCCUCAGCACAGCGUGGUUUCACAACAGCUGCACACCGUGCCACCAUACAUUGUUGGCGCAGGCUUCGUCCUCAUCCUACCGUAUAUGAGCUGGAAGACUGGCCGCUACCUUAUUUACUAUAUUGUUGCUCUUCCGAUCACCAUAUGCGGAUUUGCAAUAUUCCUUGGGACAUGGAAUGCAAAUGCUCGCUACGCUGCAACCUUCCUGGUGGCGAGCUCUGCAUUUCUGUUUGGGGCUUUGAGCAACGCUUUGAUCUCGGCGAACGUCAUCUCGGACACUUCGAGGUCUGCCGCAAUAGGCACCAAUGUUUUGUUUGGGAAUAUUGGAGGAUUGAUCUCGACAUGGUCCUACCUUCCUUUCGAUGGCCCGAACUACACUAUCGGAAAUGGGUUGAACCUCGCCGCUAUCUCGAGCUGUUUGGUGCUCUCCAUCAUGCUCCUAAUAUGGAUGCAAUACGACAAUAUGAAACGCACCACUACGGAAAUUUCGGAUGCCAGUGAGCUGUCGAUCAAGGAACUGCAGGAUCUAGAUUGGCAGCAACCAGCAUUCCGCUGGAAGCCAUGAGAAUUUGAGGCCGCUCAGAAACCGGUUGGAAUUGUUCUAGCAAUCACGAGUCUGAUCCCCUAAACAUGAAUCAGGCGACGUCGAUAAGGGUAUUCACGAAAGGUACAGAGGUUUCCCCAAGGCAAGAGUAAAUUCAGCCAUUCAAUGUCAUUCUACGGGGCGCUCCCAGAAGUAAAACAGG
Molecule: messenger RNA, 1967 nt
Organism: Cladophialophora immunda
Lineage: Eukaryota; Fungi; Ascomycota; Eurotiomycetes; Chaetothyriales; Herpotrichiellaceae
Exons: 3
Coding region: 170-1786 (538 amino acids)
Biological process (GO): transmembrane transport
Cellular component (GO): membrane
Molecular function (GO): transmembrane transporter activity
Source: RefSeq, a predicted model, not a curated record